AUGAAGUAUUAUGCUGUGAGAUCCGGUUUCCAUCCGGGGGUGUAUACCUCAUGGGCGGAUUGCAUGUCACAGAUCAAAGGGUUCAAGGGAGCAAAGUUCAAAUCUUUUCCUUCCGAAGAGGAGGCACAACUUUUCCUUAACGGAGUCGAUCCUACGCUUGACCCGAAUUCCGCUUCUUACACUGCAAAGUACUAUGGCGUUCGAAGUGGCAAGAAUCCCGGAGUUUAUACGGACUGGGCUACUGCGGAGCAGCAGGUGGUUGGUGUGCAGAAGCCGAAGGUGAGAUGUUUCGCCACCCGCGAGGAAGCAGAGGCAUUUGUCAAUAGUGGUGGGUCGGGAGGGUUAUCACCUGUGAGCGUCGAUGAUAGGAAGAGGCCCGUUCGGGCGGGGGCCGGGGAUGCCGCUGCUCCUAGCAAGACGGCGGUAUAUGGUGGCGAGGAUUCGUCAGAGUUGGAGACCAGAACCCCGAUGCCGAAAAAGCGGAAGAGCGUAGGGAAUAAUUUGAAUCAGGAGGAGACAAAGCUAAAAAUGGCGCUGCUUUGUGACCCCCCAAUGCUUGAGGAGGCUGCUCCCCAGGAAAUGCAUCCUGAUGAUGAUGCUGUCCUGCGCGCUUUGGACGGGCGCUUGCGGGAAGAGGACAACGGGACUAGUGAUGAGGACAGCUCUGACUCUAACGCCACCCUGGUCAACAACGACGAGGUCAAACCAAAGCCGCGGGUCAUUGCCAAAAAGAGCUCCAUCCUACGGAUAUACACCGAUGGUAGUGCCCUCCGCAAUGGAAAACCCUCCGCAAUCGCUGGCGUUGGCGUCUGGUUUGGCGACAAAGACUCCAGAAACAUCUCUGAGCCCCUUCCGGGCCCCCGCCAAACGAAUUCCCGUGCAGAACUAACCGCAAUCCUCCGCGCUAUAAAUGUCGCCCCCAUGCACCGCGAGGUGGCCAUAUACACUGACUCGGAGUACGCAAUCAAGUGCGUCACUGUCUGGCACAUCAACUGGAGCAAGAACAACUGGAUUACAAGCGUUGGUCGACCGGUCGAGAAUCAGGACCUUAUCAUACAGAUCCUGGAAAAACUUAAAGAGCGUGAGAGGUAUGGGAGCAAGACUAGUUUCGAAUGGGUGCAAGGUCACACGGGCCGGAAUGAUGGGAAUUCCGAGGCGGAUAGGCUUGCAGUCGAAGGAGCGAGGAUUGCGGAGGCGAUGAUUAACCGGAGGUAUUAAUCGGGGCCUUUUUUCCUUCUACAGUAUCUCUUACUCUUUUUCUUUGCUGGUGUUCAGUUAUUAACUUUUAUGACUGUAUCCCUGUCUUUUCUUCACCCCCCCCUUCUUUUUUUUUUUUCAUUAUCUAUUCCUUUUUGCUCUUUGUCAUCGGGAGGUAUCUUGCUUUUGUCUUGUCUUGCUUGCGUCUUGCUUGUGAUUUCGAAUUUCGGAGGCAAAAAAUGGGAAAAUGGAUGGGGAUUUUUGAUUUUGAUGUUUCAUCUCUCUUUUCUUUCUUAUAGCUGGCCAUGGUUACGUUUCCAUUAACUCUUUCACAUCUUGCUCAUACAUCCCUUUUCUGAUCUCGGCACGGUACGGUGUUGCGUUGUGUGGAUGUUUUCUUGUUCCAUUUCGUUUUGUUUUAUAAUUACCUUGGAACUGGAGGGAAUCAAAAUGGGUGGCUAUUUGUGCUUUUUUGCUCUUUGUUUGUCUUUUUUCAUGCUCUUUUUUCAUUGUGUCUUGUUGCCAUCACCUCCGCAUUUACUGGUAUUUUUACCUGUGGAUGUUAAGGUCGAUGCUUAUCCGACUCCUAUCAUAUCAAUUCUCAUAUACCCUCUUUUUUCUAUUCAAUUCGCCGGAGUCUACCCUCCCUCCCUCCCUCACGUGCGUACCUAGCGGAGGGUUCUCCACAUGCUCUAUCGCUUUUUUUUUAUUUUUUUUUCACUUCUCCCCUUUUCAGGCUUUUUCUCUUGCGGGAGGCCGGCUUCAUCGUAGGCUGAUCUCAUCUCAUCUAACCUUUUUUUCGUCAAGGGCGGUGGCUAUUCUGAUUCUUUAUGUGCGUACUUUCAUUCGCACUUUACUGGCUAGCUGGCUGCCAGAGGAGGGGUGGGGUAUUGGGGGGCUGGAUUGACUUGACUUGACUUGAGUUGCGGAGUCUGUUGAACACUAGGUCGGGAUUGGGUGGAUGUUUGUGUUUUUCGCUGUUUUUCUUGGUUUUCGCUGGCUGUUAGGUAAGUAUAGGUAAUUAGUUGUGGUAGGUAGUCGGGGUGCGUAGAGGGAGGCGAGGGGGAAGAGUAGUAAGAGGGGGCCGAGGUCGAGAAAUUAGAACUGUUAAGCGGA
This is a messenger RNA of Tuber melanosporum (Perigord truffle), 2313 nucleotides long. RefSeq lists its product as uncharacterized. The record is from RefSeq and is a predicted model, not a curated record. Gene Ontology annotation, biological process: DNA replication, removal of RNA primer. Gene Ontology annotation, molecular function: nucleic acid binding; RNA-DNA hybrid ribonuclease activity. NCBI's taxonomy places the organism in Eukaryota, Fungi, Ascomycota, Pezizomycetes, Pezizales, Tuberaceae. The transcript is spliced from 3 exons. The coding region runs from base 1 to 1218 and encodes 405 amino acids.